ACGGUAUCACACCAUAGACUUAGAUACACCAGCUCAGCAGACGGUAUCACACCAUAGACUAGAUACACCAGCUCAGAAGACGGUAUCACACCAUAGACUAGAUACACCAGCUCAGCAGAGGGUAUCAAACAUGACAGGCUUCAAUGCACCAGCACACUGUUUCACAACAUAGGCUUAGAUACAGCAGCUCAUGAUACAGUAUCACCCCAUAAGUUCAGCAGCCAGUACCACACAUGAAAAGCUUAGCUACAGCAGCUCCUGAUAAGAGGUUCGCGGCCGCGUUCUUAUGUCCCUCCCGGCUCCCCGUACUCCAGGCUCUCCUUUAUUCCCUAUGGAUGUGCAGUGCGGCCAGUGACCGGAAGAGGGCUCCUCCAGGCCGCCGUGACGUCGCUCGGACAUUCCUUCCCUUUCCGGUGGGCUGGGUCAGCGCUCCCGGUCUGCUCGGUGAUCCCGAAUCCCAGGGACAGGGAGGGGAAGGCGGCGGGCCAUGGUCCCGGGGAGCGAUCGGUGCACAGAGCGGGCGGGGAGCCGGGGCAUGGACUGAUCCGGAGGGGAGAGCCGCGCCCUCCGCCGUGCGGGGAUUACAGGCCGGAUUACUCGUCUUCUCCUCGGACAUUUUCUUGUGGUUGUCGCUCGGAUUUGUCGCACAAUAUGUCGGCCCGGGUGCGGCUGAAGAAGCUGGAGCAGCUGCUGCUGGACGGGCCGCAGAGGAGUGAGGGGGCGCUCAGUGUGGAGACCCUGCUGGACGCGCUGCGCUGCCUGGUCACCGAGUGCGACUCCUCCGCGCUGCGCCGCGACAAGUACGUCAGCGAGUUCCUGGAGUGGGCAAAACCCUUCACACAGCUCCUGAAGGGAAUGCAGCUGAGACGGGAGGACUUCGAGAUUAUAAAGGUCAUCGGCCGGGGAGCGUUUGGAGAGGUCGCUGUGGUGCGAAUGAAGAGCACUGAGCGCAUAUACGCCAUGAAAAUCCUCAACAAAUGGGAGAUGCUCAAAAGAGCAGAAACGGCCUGCUUCCGGGAGGAGAGGAACGUGCUGGUGUUUGGGGAUUGUCAGUGGAUCACGACGUUACACUAUGCCUUCCAGGAUGAAAACUAUUUGUAUUUAGUUAUGGAUUAUUAUGUAGGAGGGGACCUUCUAACACUCCUCAGUAAAUUUGAAGACCGUCUCCCUGAAGACAUGGCCAAGUUUUAUCUGGCAGAGAUGGUGCUCGCCAUUCACUCCAUUCAUCAGCUGCAUUAUGUGCACAGGGACAUCAAACCAGAUAAUAUCCUUCUGGACAUGAACGGCCAUAUUCGCCUGGCAGACUUUGGGUCGUGUUUAAAGAUGAAUGAUGACGGCACAGUGCAGUCAUCUGUGGCAGUGGGGACCCCGGAUUACAUCUCUCCAGAAAUCUUGCAAGCAAUGGAGGACGGGAUGGGGAAAUACGGGCCUGAGUGCGACUGGUGGUCUCUGGGCGUCUGUAUGUACGAAAUGUUAUACGGAGAAACCCCCUUCUAUGCGGAGUCUCUGGUGGAGACGUACGGAAAGAUUAUGAAUCACGAGGAGAGAUUCCAGUUCCCCUCUCACAUCGCCGAUGUGUCAGAAAUCGCCAAGGAUCUGAUCCAGAGGUUGAUCUGCAGCCGAGAGCGAAGACUUGGACAGAAUGGGAUCGACGACUUUAAGACUCACCCGUUUUUCGAAGGGAUUGACUGGGAGAAUAUUCGGAACAUGGAGGCUCCUUACAUCCCCGAUGUCAGCAGUCCUUCUGACACCUCCAAUUUUGAUGUGGAUGAUGACAUCCUCCGAAAUCCUGAAAUGGUCCCCCCAAGUACACACAGUGGAUUUUCAGGGUUCCACCUUCCAUUUGUUGGAUUUACAUACACGACUGACAGCUGUUUUUCUGACCGAGGCUCCAUAAAGGAUAUCAUCCACACAAACGCAGUGCCCAAAGACGAGGACGUGCAGCGCGGACUGGAGAACAGCCUGCAGAUCGACGCCUACGAGCGCAGGAUAAGAAGGCUGGAGCAGGAGAAGCUGGAGCUGAAUAGGAAGCUGCAGGAAUCCACACAGACAGUCCAGUCCCUCCAGGGCUCCAGCCGACCCAUGGGAACCUUAAACCGUGACAAAGAAAUCCGGAAGCUGAACGAGGAGAUUGAGCGCCUGAAGAACAAAAUAUCAGAUUCCAAUCGGAUAGAGCGCCAGCUCGAAGAUGCCGUUGCUUUAAGGCAGCAAGUCGAGGAUUCUGCAAACAAAAUUAAAAAUCUGGAGAGGCAGCAGCGAACCUUAAAACAGGAGAGGGACGAUCUGCAGAAGCAACACUCUGAAACCCAGGAGAGGCUGAAGGCUCAAACUAAGGAGCUGAAGGACGCGCACCAGCAGAGGAAGUUCGCCCUGCACGAGUUCUCCGAGCUCAAUGACGAAAUGGCCAAUCUCCGCUCCCAGAAACAGAAGCUCACCCGACAGCUUCGGGACAAGGAGGAAGAACUGGAGGUCGUCACGCAAAAACUGGACUCCAUGCGCCAGGAACUGCGCAAGUCCGAGAAGGCCAGGAAAGAGCUGGAAGUCCAGCUCGAAGACGCCAGCGCUGAGGCCUCAAAGGAGCGAAAAUUGAGGGAACACAGCGACAGCUUUUCCAAACAGCUGGAAAGUGAAUUGGGGGCUCUUAAGUUGAAGCAGGGUGGUCGCACACCGGGGAUCACAUUAGAGCACCAGCAGGAGCUGUCCAAAGUCAAAUCCGAGCUGGAGAAGAAGAUCUUGUACUACGAGGAAGAGUUGCUGCGACGAGAGACCUCGCACUCCUUAGAGAUAAAGAACAUAAAGAAGGGGAUCCAUGACUCUGAGAGCCAGCAGCUCGCCCUGCAGAAGGAGAUCCUCAUGUUGAAGGAUAAGCUGGAGAAAGCGAAGCGGGAGAGGCAAACAGAGAUGGAAGAAGCUGUAGGAACCUUGAAGGAGAAAUAUGAAAGAGAACGAAGCAUUCUGUUUGAAGAUAAUAAGAAGCUUACUUCAGAGAAUGAGAGGCUUUGCUCCUUUGUGGAUAAACUGACUACACAGAAUAGACAAAUGGAGGACGAGCUGCAAGACCUGACGACAAAGAAGGAGUCCGUCGCUCACUGGGAGGCUCAGAUUGCAGAGAUCAUCCAGUGGGUAAGCGAUGAGAAGGAUGCCCGAGGUUACCUGCAGGCCUUGGCAUCUAAGAUGACAGAAGAACUGGAGACACUGAGAAGCUCCAGCCUUGGCUCUAGAACACUGGAUCCGCUCUGGAAGGUCCGGAGAAGCCAGAAGCUGGACAUGUCGGCGCGGCUGGAGCUGCAGUCUGCCCUGGACGCGGAACUACGCGCCAAACAGAUGGUGCAGGAGGAGCUAAGGAAGGCGAAAGAUGCAAACAUCUCAUUUGAGAACAAACUAAAAGAGGCAGAUGCUAAGAACAUGGAGCUCCUGGAAGAAAUGCAGAGUUUGAAGAAGAAGCUGGAGGAGAAGAUGAGAGAUGACGGCGGUCUUAAGCUCCCAGACUUCCAGGAGUCCAUCUUUGAGUACUUCAACACCUCCCCCCUGCCGCAUGACCUGAGGUCCAGUCUGAUCAGCGACCACGAGAUCUCUACACCCAAACCCGACCUCUCUCCAUCACUUUUAGCGCCUUCCAGUCAGGAGCAGCAGCCAGAGGAGGUUAUAAGAACUCAACCUCGGACACCCCCCGCCCCAUCCCCCAUAUUUACGCCUAUGUCCAGCUCUGCUCCAAAGCCCAAGGCUCAUCAGCUGACAAUAAAGUCUUUCACAAGCCCCACACAGUGUUCCCACUGCACGUCCCUCAUGGUCGGAUUAGUACGGCAAGGCUUCUCCUGCGAAGUGUGUCCCUUUGCUUGUCACGUGUCCUGUAAGGACCUCUCCCCACAAGUGUGCCCCAUUCCGGCAGAACAGUCUAAAAGGCCUCUGGGGGUGGAUGUGCAGCGCGGUAUCGGGACCGCCUAUAAGGGUUAUGUCAGGAUACCAAAGCCGACAGGUGUGAAGAAAGGCUGGCAGAGGGCGUAUGCCGUGGUGUGCGACUGUAAACUCUUCCUGUAUGAUGUAGCGGAAGGGAAGUCUACGCAGCCCGGAGUGGUGGCGAGCCAAGUGGUGGACCUCAGAGAUGAAGACUUCUCCGUGAGUUCAGUCUUGGCGUCUGAUGUGAUCCACGCCACCCGCAAGGACAUUCCCUGCAUAUUUAGGGUCACAGCGUCCCUUCUGGGUGCCCCUUCGAAGACCACGGCUUCUCUGCUCAUCCUCACAGAAAGCGAGACUGAGAAGAGAAAGUGGGUGGGGAUCCUGGAAGGCCUGCAGUCCAUCCUACAGAAGAACAAGCUGAGGAACCAGGUGGUGCACUGCCCGCAGGAGGCGUACGACAGCACGCUGCCUCUCAUCAAGACCAUAGUGACCGCUGCUAUCAUAGAUCGAGACCGGAUAGCAGUCGGGACGGAAGAAGGACUGUAUGUCAUAGAGGUCACCAGAGAUGUGAUCGUCCGCGCCGCUGACUGCAAGAAGGUUUAUCAGAUUGAAUUGGCUCCGAAGGAGAAGGUGGUCGUGCUCGUCUGUGGCCGAAACCAUCACGUCCACUUGGUCCCCUGGUCCUGCCUGGACGGCUCGGAGGGCAGCCUGGACAUCAAGCUUCCAGAGAGCAAAGGCUGCCAGGUCAUCAUCAUCGGGAGCCUGAAGAAGUCUCCCGCCUCUUGUUUGUUUGUUGCCGUCAAACGUCAAAUCCUCUGCUACGAGAUCCAUAGAACUAAACCAUUUCACAAGAAGUUCAACGAGCUCUCGGCCCCGGGGAACGUGCAGUGCAUGGCCGUGUUUAAGGACAAGCUUUGCGUCGGCUAUCAGUCGGGGUUCUCCCUAUUGAACAUCCACGGAGAUGGACCGCUUAUAAACCUUGUCAGCCCCAUGGACCCCUCUCUGACAUUCCUGUCCCAGCAGCCCAUGGAUGCUUUGUGUGCCGUGGACCUUGGGAACGACGAAUACUUGCUGUGCUUCAGCCAGAUGGGAGUGUAUGUGGAUUCACAGGGACGGAGAACGCGACUGCAAGAGCUGAUGUGGCCGGCAACUCCCAUUACCUGCAGUUGUAGUCCAUCCUAUGUGACUGUCUACAGUGAAUACGGCAUUGAUGUGUUUGAUGUCCACUCCAUGGAUUGGGUGCAGACUAUCGGACUUAGGAGGAUCAAGCCAUUAAAUGUAGAAGGUACUCUGAACCUGUUGAACUCCGAGCCGCCUCGCCUUCUGUAUUUGAAGAGCACAUAUUCAGAAGGGGCCACCCUCACAGUCCCAGAGACCUCUGACAAUAGCAAGAAGCAGAUGGUCCGAACCAGAAGUAAGCGGAGAUUCGUUUUCAAGGUCCCGGAAGAGGAGAGACUGCAACAACGAAGAGAGAUGCUUAGGGAUCCCGAAUUAAGGUCCAAGAUGAUCUCAAACCCGACCAAUUUCAACCAUGUGGCGCAUAUGGGUCCAGGAGAUGGGAUGCAAGUGCUGAUGGAUCUCCCUCUGACCGUCAUGCCUUCAGCGCAAGAGGAAAACCCUCGCGAAAAAUCACGUCCUCCCUCCACCAACCUGCCUCGACAGCAGCAGCUAAGAAGCAGGUCCUACAUCUCCUGGCCGUCAUCAGGUACCGGUGAUUCAUCGCGGAGUAUAUCCGAUGCUGAUGCGGAUCUGGAAAGAGAGCCCGAUUCGGACUCCACCAAACAUUCCACGCCCUCGAACAGCUCCAACCCGAGCAGCCCGCCAAGCCCCAACUCCCCGCAUAGGAACCAACUAACGCUGGACGGCCUGGAUCAGUCAGCUUGUGACGCAUAGCGCUCCGUACCGGCGUUCCACUCGCUCCGGAGAUGAGGUCUUAGUGUGUCAGUCCCACGCAAUAGUGCCAAGAUGUGUUGCACACGGACCUCGUCAAACCCACAAUCCCAUCCCCCCCCCCAAUACCACCCCCACUGUAGAUACAACAUUAAGAAAAGAGGGGUUUAAUAUAUGUGAUCGAGCUUUUAUAUGCAAAAAUGAGUUUCACCGUUUCUAAUAUCCGUUCCGCUCUAUUCGUUUUACACUACGGAGACCUGAUAGGUUUUUUAUUUUGUAAAUUUUUUUUUCUUUUUCUUUUAUAAAUAUAAAUAUAUAUAUAAUCGUCACCCUUUUGUAUGAUGCUGCUAGUUUUUAUUUUUAUUUUUUUUGUUUUUUAUUUUUUUUGAGGAGGGGGGGAAUGACACGCAACAAAAAAGGAAAAUUACAGAAGCGUAAAUUGGUAUCGGCAACUGGUGGUCGGGAUUGGAAACGCGUGUGACGUAGGAAUUUUUUAUUUUUUUGUAUAGGAAUGUGUAGAUCGAUAUAGGGGCCGUCACCUAUAGCGGUGUUUUAUAGGACCGGGACUUGUCCCGUAGUGACAUUGCAAAUAGGAAAGAAAGAGACACUAACUCUGUGUUUUUGUCAGAGGCCAUGGAGCAUUGGUCGGCGACUAAGUGCUGCAACUACUACAACUCCCAGCAUGCCACCGAUGCCGUGUUGAGGCAUGAUGGGAAGUCGGUAGCAGGAAGCCGAUCACUGGCUGCAAAAUAUUAUGUUCUCUCCAAAUCAGUAUUUAAAGCCUAAUUCAUUUUAAUAAUAAAAAAUAAAAAAAAAAUUGCGCCAUAGUUAUGUAAGAAGAAAACAAGGAAAUGUUUUAAGUUUUUAAUUGUAAUAAUUUUAUUUUUUUAUUUUAUUGUUUUGCAUUUUUUAUGUUUUUUUUUUUUUUUUGUUACAUGUUGAGGUGUGCACCUUUACCUAUACAGAGCGGAGACGGAAAUUUUUCGAUAGUUAACGCCUCAGUGUUUUUUUUUGUGUAGGCGAUAGACGCACCGUAGAAAUCAACGUUGUCUUUGACGAAAUUAUAUUUACAGCAUCCCUUCCCCGGGGAGGUUCUGGGUGUCGACCAUAAAGGGGAAAGUGAGGGUUCACUUUAAAGGGGCUUUUCCGGGAGUAGAGAAACAGAACUAAUUUCUUUCAAAAACAGCUCCACGUCCAACUUGGCUCCAUUCAUUUCAAUGGAACUGAGCUGGAGAUCUGCAUAAUAUAUAUAGAUCUCCUCCAGCUCGGGGCCAUUGAAAUGAAUGGAGCCAAGUUGUAAUACUACACCUGACCUGGGGAUGGACGUGGCGCUGUUUAUACAUAUAAAUAUUCUCUAUCUCCUACACCCAAAGGUUUUUUGUCACCCAAAAAAUUCCUCACUUCUUGAUCCAAAAAAUCUUUAUUGGUAGAAAAUGGAUAAACAACAAAAUCACGUCCAACCUGGAGACAGACGGGGAGCAAUUUUUAUUUUAUUUUAUUUAUUUAUUUUUUAAUAAAGGAAAUUAGCUCUGUUUUUCUAUUCCUUGAUAACCCCUUUAACAUUCGCGUUGGGGAGGUUCGAAAAGGUCACUGCUGACGUUGUCUCGUAUCAUUGUACUGCAUCCAGAGCUGCAUUCAUGCUGCAGCUCUGGAUGUGACUGGAACAGAAAAACCAUGAUAUAAAGCAGUGGUCUCCAAACUGUGGACCUCCAGA
This is a messenger RNA of Hyla sarda, 7501 nucleotides long. RefSeq names its product CDC42 binding protein kinase beta (gene CDC42BPB). The record is from RefSeq and is a predicted model, not a curated record. Bases 652 to 5790 code for a protein of 1712 amino acids. The transcript has 37 exons. Gene Ontology annotation, cellular component: cytoplasm; cytoskeleton. Gene Ontology annotation, molecular function: protein serine/threonine kinase activity; ATP binding. NCBI's taxonomy places the organism in Eukaryota, Metazoa, Chordata, Amphibia, Anura, Hylidae. Gene Ontology annotation, biological process: peptidyl-threonine phosphorylation; actomyosin structure organization.